AUGAAGGAGAAAUAUGUGUUUUCAGCUAUAUGCCCGACCUACACAGCAUUCAGUUCCUGGUACUCGAAGUUCAAUCUAGGCCUUAACCCUGACUUGAAAUGGGACCCAAGACUUUCUCGUGAGGCUUGUGACGAGGCAAGACGUCGAAGAACUUCCGAUGCACCCUAUAAAUUCAAGGCAGAUAAACGCUUUAUGGUAUUUGCAUCUCCCGAAAAGAUGGUUAAGGAGGUCCUGGAGGACGCUUCGCAGGAUGAAACAAAAACCAAAAUUAAUACACCACAUUUCCUCGUAUGA
Messenger RNA from Cooperia oncophora, 294 nucleotides. The record is from the annotation of a GenBank genome assembly. Lineage: Eukaryota; Metazoa; Nematoda; Chromadorea; Rhabditida; Trichostrongylidae.